AUGAGCCGAGAUGAGAAGAUGAAGCAUGGGUCCGUCUUGGUCAAUGAAGAUGGAACAGGGCAAUUGACAGAACGUGCAACGUCCUCUCGAUCGACGCAGCUGGACAGUGAAAACGAAAAGCAGAACAAGGACCAGAGGGCACCAGUCCAAACUGCACGACGAAGUUUCAAUCCGUUGCGACUUCAGAAGAUCCCCCCAGUGCCAGAGGAAAGAGGAGUUUGCAAGGAGUACGGAGCCAACUUCCUCAGUCGUGUCACAUUCCAAUGGGUCGCGCCUUUGAUCAAGACCGGCUACCUGCGCCAGUUAGAGAUCCAAGAUAUUUGGUCAGUCAAUCCGGAUAGAAAAGUGGACCUUAUGACGGCCAGGUUCGAUAUUGCACUGAAACAACGAAUGGAAAGGGGCUCCAAUAAGCCACUUAUUUGGGCUCUAUUCGACACAUUCAGGCGUGAUUUCAUCGUUGGUGGUAUAUGCCAGGUGGUGAGCAUGAUACUCGCCGUCGUGACACCAUAUCUUGUCAGAAACUUAACUAGCUAUGCAAUGGAUGCAUAUGCCGCCCAUCACGGCAAUCAUCCCAAGCCCGAUCUUGGCCGCGGCCUAGGAAUCGCCUUCGGAAUUCCUGUCAUGCAAGCAGUACAAACUCUAUGCUUAAGCCAGGCUUUCUAUCACGGAAUGUUAUCGGGUGGCCAGAUUAGAGCGGUGCUUGUCUCUGUGAUAUACACCAAGGCGAUGAAGUUAUCGGCUCGUGCGAAAGCCGGGAGCGGAUUGUCACCUGCACGCAACAAUAAACGCAUGAAAGGUCCCCCGCGGCAGACUAUGCGGGGAGGCCAUGGCACUAAUGGGGGCAAUGGCUGGGGUAGCGGGCGCAUAAUCACUUUAAUGGGUGUGGAUGUGGACCGUAUCGACAGAGCGUGUGGGCUGAUUCACAUGCUUUGGACUACCCCUAUCGUUCUGGGAGUAGCCUUGAUCUUCAUGGUCAUCAAUAUCGGCUACAGUGCGCUUCCUGGCUACGGACUGGCAGUAUUCGGAGCGAUUGUGCUGGCAUACUGUGUCAAGUCCCUUAUCACGCUCCGAAGAGCAGUAAACAAGAUCACUGACCAGCGAGUGUCUUUGACACAAGAGAUUCUCUCAAGCGUCAAGUUUGUCAAAUUCUUCGGUUGGGAAAGCAGCUUUCUGGAACGACUGGAGGAUACGCGCAAACGCGAAAUCAGUUCUAUCCGACGGCUACUGGUUAUCCGACAUGCCAUAACAGUGAGCAUGCUUUCGCUACCAGCAUUGUCUUCGAUGUUGUCUUUCAUUACUUAUGCAUUAACGAAUCAUGCUCUGUCUCCUGACCGCAUUUUCUCGUCGUUGGCCUUGUUCAACGCUCUCCGAAUGCCGCUGGCGAUCCUGAACCUCGCAAUGACGCAGGCAACCGAUGCCUGGACUGCCCUCGGCCGUAUUCAAGAAUUCUUGCUGGCCGAAGAACGCGAAGAAAGCAUUAUUUGGGAUUCUACGAUGGCAAUGGCUGUUGAGGUUGAACGUGCUUCUUUCACAUGGGAGAGUGUGCGCGACUCUACGGAAACAUCAGCACACUCCCGUCCAACACAUGCUGCCAUCACUUCUGCCAAGUCAGAGCCGGCACCAGCCCAUGCUCUUUCCGAGAAGGAGAUUGACCUCAAACUUCCAUUCCAACUGAAGGAUAUGAGCUUUGAGAUCAGUCGCGGUGAGUUGAUUGCAGUUAUCGGGCCUGUAGGCAGUGGAAAAACUUCACUCCUGGCAGCCUUAGCAGGCGAUAUGCGACAAACUACAGGAACUUUACGGAUGGGGGUCACUCGUGGGUACUGCCCACAGUAUGCCUGGGUACAGAAUACCACAGUUCGCAACAACAUCCUAUUCGGAAAGGAAUAUGAUGAGGCUCGAUACAACCAGGUGAUUGAUGCAUGCGCACUUCGUUCGGAUCUGGCGAUGUUUCCGGACGGCGAUCAAACUGAAGUUGGUGAGCGUGGCAUCACUAUUUCGGGCGGCCAGAAGCAGCGACUAAACAUUGCGCGGUCUAUCUAUUCAGACUCAGAGCUCGUCCUCAUGGAUGAUCCUCUGUCGGCGGUUGAUGCGCACGUAGGACGUCACAUCAUGGAUAAGGCCAUUUGCGGACUUCUCAAGCACCGAUGCCGAGUGUUAGCAACCCAUCAAUUGCACGUGCUUGGGCGUUGCGACCGCAUUAUUGUUAUGGAACAUGGGAAGAUCAACGCGAUUGGAACAUUCGACAAUUUGAUGCAGUCGAGUGACGUCUUCAAGCGGCUAAUGUCAAUAACAUCCCAACAAGACGCUUUGGAUUCAGAACCAUCGAGCACCAGCGCUACUACCGAUGAGAAGCCGGAAACUGCGCGCAGAGUCCCAGGGGGUGCCUUGAUGCAAAAAGAGGACAUGGCAACUGGCUCUGUUGGCUGGGACGUGUUGAGAACAUAUAUAAAGGCAUCAGGGUCGUAUCUCAAUGUUCUUGUCUCAUUGUGCCUAAUCCUUAUUGUCAAUGGCGCGUUGGUGAUGUCGGGGCUUUGGUUGUCAUUUUGGACUUCUAACAGGUUUUCUAGUUUAAGCACAGGUCAGUACGUGGGGAUUUACAUCGCGGUCUGUUGUAGCCAGUUCAUCGCAAUGUAUGUCUUCGCGGCGCAUGUGACUAUUGUCGGCGCCAACGCCAGCAAGAAGAUGCUUCAACGUGCAAUGUAUCGGGUUUUACGAGCACCUAUGUCCUUCUUCGACACCACGCCCAUGGGUCGUAUCACAAACCGUUUUUCGAAGGAUGUGCAAGUGAUGGACAGCGAUCUACCCGAUUCAAUUCGAUUGUUCUCCUUGACAUUGUCACAGAUCACAUCCACGAUUGCGAUGGUGAUUGCUUUCUACUACUAUUUUGCUAUUGCACUGGGGCCUUUGAUUCUCCUAUUCAUCUUUGCCGCGAGCUACUACCGUGCGUCGGCCCGCAAUCUCAAGCGCCACGAAGCAGUCCUUCGUUCAGGGGUUUUUGCUCGGUUCGGCGAGGCCAUCGCAGGUUCUGCGUGCAUUCAAGCAUACAAAGCCGAGGAGCACUUCAAACGGUCUAUUCAUAGAGCCAUUGAUGAGAUGAACGGCGCCUACUUCUUGACUUUUGCCAACCAACGGUGGCUUGGAGUCCGAUUAGAUCUGAUUGGCACGUUGCUAACUCUGGUGACGAGUCUCCUUGUUGUGACUUCACGCUUGGAUGUCUCGCCCAGUAUUGCGGGUCUGGUCUUGUCAUAUGUGGUUUCGAUAACCCAGAGCUUUACGUUCACUGUGCGACAAUUCGCCGAUGUGGACAAUAACAUGAACGCGGCCGAGCGCGUGAACCAUUAUGGCACGCAGCUGGCGGAAGAGGCUCCUCUUCGCCUGACCGAUGUUGGACCUGAUUGGCCCUCUGCUGGUCGCAUCACAUUUACUGACGUGCAGAUGCGCUAUCGAGCCGGACUCCCUUUGGUCCUUAAGGGACUUUCCAUGGACAUCCAAGGCGGGGAACGCAUAGGUAUCGUAGGCCGCACAGGUGCGGGCAAGUCCAGCAUCAUGGCCGCUUUGUUCCGGUUGACGGAGCUUUCAGGGGGUAAAAUUCAUAUUGAUGGGGUCGACAUCGCCACGAUCGGAUUAUACGAUCUUCGUACACGGCUAUCGAUCAUCCCGCAGGAUCCGACCCUGUUUAAAGGAACGAUCCGCUCCAACUUGGACCCAUUCCAUGAGCACACUGACCUUGAACUUUGGUCUGCGCUACGUAAAGCGCAUCUGGUACAAGACCAGGAUGUUUCAGACGAGGAAAGCAUCGAUAAAAGCACCGCGAUACCCGUGCCGGCCGACACGAGUCACGCCACCGUGCAGAAACGUCUGCACCUGGAUACCGUGGUGGAAGAAGACGGACUAAACUUCUCGCUCGGGCAAAGACAGCUGAUGGCGCUGGCACGAGCUCUGGUGCGCGACUCGCGCGUGAUUGUUUGCGACGAGGCAACCUCGUCCGUGGAUUUCGAGACGGACCAGAAGGUCCAGGAGACGAUGGCGCAUGGGUUCGAGGGCAAGACCUUGCUGUGCAUCGCGCAUCGCUUGCGCACGAUCCUGAAUUACGACCGCAUCUGCGUUAUGGGCCAGGGAAGCAUAGUUGAGAUGGACACGCCGCUGCGGCUGUGGAAGGCGGGGGGUGUGUUUCGAGACAUGUGUGAUCAGAGCGGGAUCACUCGGGAGGACUUUUUCAAUUGA
This is a messenger RNA of Aspergillus saccharolyticus JOP 1030-1, 4224 nucleotides long. RefSeq names its product ATP-binding cassette transporter YOR1. Lineage: Eukaryota; Fungi; Ascomycota; Eurotiomycetes; Eurotiales; Aspergillaceae. Gene Ontology annotation, biological process: transmembrane transport. Gene Ontology annotation, cellular component: membrane. The transcript is spliced from 3 exons. The record is from RefSeq and is a predicted model, not a curated record. Bases 1 to 4224 code for a protein of 1407 amino acids. Gene Ontology annotation, molecular function: ABC-type transporter activity; ATP binding; ATP hydrolysis activity.